AUGGAGGCCACAAACACGACCGUAAAGGAAACCGGAACAGGUGUGCGGGAUGGGUUGUGGCACUUAUUGGUUUCCCGGUUCGCAGACAGAGAGUUACAGCAUCCUCGCUCUCGUAGGCGCGCCGAGAACACAACAGGGGAUCUGAAGCCUUGUCGUUCUUGCAUUGACGUAAUGAUGACGUCGACAGCAAGUAUGGUGGCGGUGUUGGCGGUGAUGGUGGUGGUCCCAAGUAUGGUGACAGGCCUUCGCGCGCCGUGCUACGAGUGUGAGAAGUACAAGGAAUCUCACCCUCAUGCCAACCCUUACGGCGUGGUAAGGAGCCACUGCGUCUACCCAUGCGAAUGUGGCUCUGUGCCCGACUGCCCACCAGGCGUGCCAGUGAUCAUGGACGGGUGCGGGUGCUGUUGGCAGUGUGCACGCGAAGUAGGAGAGCCCUGUAACGGUGCCACGCUGUGUGAUAAGUCGAGGAACCUCACCUGCGUCUACAACAGCACGGCAGAACCGACGGGGACUUGUCUAGUGGUUAAGCCGGCAAAGUGCACCGUCAACAACAUAACUUACGAGGAUGGCGACACCUUCAAUCUGGACUGCCGCACUCAGUGUACAUGUAAAAACGCCACAUACGCCUGCGUGUCCCUAUGCCCGGGAGAGAGCCUGCCUCCCAGUGCCCAGUGCCACCACCCCCAUCUGGUAGCAGUGCCAGGACAGUGCUGCAGAGAGUGGAUGUGCGACACUGCCCCAGCCUGGAAACAGCAGCCAUGCGUUCUCCCAUUGGUCUGUCCUCUCCCUCCUCCAGGAAAGGCCGUGGGCCCACCCUCCUGCAGGCGCGUCUCCGGCCGCUGGUCCCCUUGUUCCCACACGUGCGGAGCUGGCGUAUCCGCACGCUGGACUACUGACAACGCCAGCUGUCAAACUAUCAACGAGACUCGCCUCUGUCAGCUCCGGCCGUGUCAGCGUCAGCCGUGGCAUCAGCAAGGGCAGAUGGAGGAAGCUGGCGAGGGGGCGUUCGACGAGAGCGGAGGAGGAUGGCCCAUGCAGCAGUCGCGGAAGCAUCACAUAAGGCGCGGCCACGAGUGCAAAGCCACGCAGCGCCACAUGGUCCCCGUCCGGCUCCGCUCCGGCUGGUGCGUCAGCGAGCGGCGCUAUCGCCCCAAGAUGUGCGGUGAGUGCGUGGGGCGUUGCUGCACCGUCCACGCCGCCACCACGAUCAAUGUGCCCUUCCUGUGCCCACUCAAGGUCUCCAAGGGGAACAGAGGCGCGAAGGGCACGGCCGGAGCGAAGCGUCGAUACCCGCGCUCGCUCCACGUGUUCCUGCAGACUGUUUUGGUCCGCAACGUCACUCGGUCUCCUCUCCCUUCGGCGCCCCCUUCGAUGUUCUCUUCGGCGGCGGCAUCGUCCUCCGUCCCGCCUUCUACAACUUCGUUCCCUGCCUCCUCUUCCUCCCCUCUUUCUUCUCCUUCACCAGCUGCUGCCUUUCCUUCCCCUUCCCCCUCCUUCUCCUCCCCGCCCCCCUCGCCUUCCAAUUCCUCCUCCCCCGCCCUCCGCCGCCGCCGCCGCCGCAGCGUGUGGAGCCCCUUCUUCCCCACCAGCGCCGCCUCCAGCGUCUACGACAUGAUGGACGAGGGCCAGCCGAGGACCCACGACCGCUACCGCUACUCGCACCACCAGUACAACCACCACAAGUACGACCCCGCCGCCAGUUUCUACUACUACCAGCGUGACCUGAAUGACAACAGCAACAGCGACGACUACCGUCACAACGCCGGCAGAAGCUUCCGGUACGACACGGAGAGAAGCCAUUACGAGCACGACCCGACCAUCAGCCUGGAGGAACUGCAGGAGGAAGAGGAGGAGAACUACCUCCCAUCUACGACCACGACUGCCACGUGGCAACAACAGGACUACGGCACUUACAACAACAAGGACAAUUACAACAACUACGACCAACAGCAGCCGCCGACGACCACGGCCGACCUCCUGUACGACCUGCCUCUCCCCCACGAAGACCUCACCGUGGCGGACGACAUUCAGUACGACUGGGUGACGAGUGGCGAGUACGAAGUCGUGCCCCGCCAAGUCGAGUGGAUCAUCCGGUGUGCCUGUUCCUUCUCUUCCCCUCCCUCCCCCUCCUCCUCCUCCUCCUCUUCCUCCUCCUCUUCCUCUUCCUCUUCUCUGUUGCCUUCCCCGUGCGAUGCCUGGAAGCCCAUCCCAGUCGCAGGAACAUGAGCAGCAGCAGAGGGAUUAGACUCGAAAGAAGAGAGAUCAGCGCUUCAUUAAUGCAACCUCUGCGACUCUGCCAGCUGGAGACUGACACAGCUGCAAGUGCAUCCCAAACGCCUGUAUUUAUUAGGGCAUUAGAAUAUGUUUGACACAUGUGAGAACUGGUGUCUAGAGAGAGAAAAAAAGCGUACAUAUACAUAUCUAGAAAGAAAUUUUGGUAUAUAUGUUUAUAAAAGGGUAUAUUAGAUAUUUGUUUAUCAUUUUCAGAAUGUAUCUAUCUCGUCAUCUGUGUUAAUAGAUAACCCUUGUCCGAAUGUGUAGAUAAAUGGUCGUUGAAAAUGUUCUCUAGGAUACAGAUAAUGCAACGAUGAGAUCUAUCAUUUAAAAAGAAUCGUAAAUAAUUACUUUUUUUUUUUUUUUUUUUACAUUUUCCGCGUUCGACAUGGUUACAUGUGUUGGGGCCUAGACAUAAGUUCAUUAAGUUUAUUCACAGCUCUUUCCCAUUAUCCCAGUGUAUUUGCAAAUCCGUUCGUUUACAAUUAUUCAUCCAGACUUCAAUUCAAGCAGAGAGGAAUUGAAUGGAAUUGAAUGGAAUUGACUUGUUGCCCGACUUUCACAACGGGAGUCUCUCAAUAUGAAUUAUAAAUACAAUAAAUACAGAAAAAUUGUACAUACGAUAAUAUACGUUUCAUGCAGUAAUAAAUGUUAUAAAUGUUCAAUACAGUAAUGGAAUAAAAAUAAAAAUCUUCCAUGCAGUAAUGAGGAGAGAAAACGUUACAUACAAAGAGGACGGGAACAAUCUACAAUCGUUUUAAAACAUGUAAGUGAUCGGGUCGAGUGGAAAUCUGAUCUUGCCUUUACUUGGUAUUCGUUACAGUUGACACUCUAGACAUUAUAACGAAGUGUAUUAUAUAAUGAACUUUUUAUCUGACGGAAUAAGGAGAAUUUAUUGUAUUUCCAAAAAUGUACGAAAAGUAUAUAUGUAUAAGUUAACCUUCAAAUGACACGAUUGUGUAUGGAUACGUAUUUGUUUGCAUAUAAACAUAAAUAAAUAAAUAUAUAUAUAUGUAUGUAUGUAUUUAUGGAGGGAUGCAAAAUAUGUAUACAUUCAUACGUAUGGACUUCAGACCGCGAUUUCAUUCCUGUUUAGAAGGUCAUGUUAAUCUAGCAAUUACUGUAACCGAUGUACUGACACCUAGACAAUUGGCUGUAAUUCAGAUGUUGUUAGGUGUAGAACGUAUUCCAGUAGGUGUACAUAGUGUAUUUAUAUCGAUAAUAAAAGACGUGGUAUUUAA
Penaeus chinensis is the source of this 3515-nucleotide messenger RNA. RefSeq lists its product as uncharacterized. Bases 1 to 2226 code for a protein of 741 amino acids. Gene Ontology annotation, molecular function: integrin binding; heparin binding. The transcript has 7 exons. Lineage: Eukaryota; Metazoa; Arthropoda; Malacostraca; Decapoda; Penaeidae. Gene Ontology annotation, cellular component: extracellular region; extracellular matrix. Gene Ontology annotation, biological process: cell adhesion; signal transduction. The record is from RefSeq and is a predicted model, not a curated record.